Molecule: messenger RNA, 4638 nt
Organism: Brienomyrus brachyistius
Lineage: Eukaryota; Metazoa; Chordata; Actinopteri; Osteoglossiformes; Mormyridae
Gene: arl13a
Product: ADP-ribosylation factor-like 13A
Exons: 9
Coding region: 722-1915 (397 amino acids)
Biological process (GO): receptor localization to non-motile cilium; non-motile cilium assembly
Cellular component (GO): ciliary membrane; non-motile cilium
Molecular function (GO): GTP binding; GTPase activity
Source: RefSeq, a predicted model, not a curated record
UCCAGUGCUGAAGGACAGAGGCUUUCUCCUGUUCAUGUUCAGCUAUUCUGUACAAUCCGUCAUGGAUAGUCAGGAGGGUUGCCACCCAUGUGAAGGAGGACACUUUGAGUCAGGAUAGGAUUUGUAAUCUAUCAUUUCAAUUAAAAGGACCUGGAAUUCACUUAAGCACCGAGUACUUGCUGUGUGCUGAUUGGUCAGUCUCCUAUAAUCAUGCAUGUGUCACUAAUAUUAAUGUUAACAGCUGGAUGAGUCUUUCAAUCAAGGAAACAAACCAAAAGCACAAGAACUGAACUAUUUAGCCAAGCGCAGGAGUCUAUUGGUUUUAAAAGAGCUUGUGAAACAUAGCUCACCCUUGACAACCUUUAGCUGGUAACCCUAAUAGUCAGUUUAUACACAGCACUGUUGCUUCACAUCUCCAGGGUUGGGGUUUAAAUCGCAACUCUGCUUUGUUUGUGUGGAAUUUCUAUGUUCAUCCCAAGUUGCACAUUCCUCCUCUCCUAUAGUCCGAAAGCCAACGGUUAGUUGAAUUUGUGAUUCUACAUUACAUUUAGUGUGUGACUGUGUGUCCUGUGAUGGACUGGCAUCCCAUCCAGGGUGUCCCCUGCCUCGUACCCUGUGAUGGACUGGCAUCCCAUCCAGUAGAGCAAAUGGAUGGAUAAAUGGAUGGAUGGAUGGAUGGAAGGAAGGAAAAAUAUAACAUCAAAGGAAAGUCACAGUACUAAUGGUUGGCCUUGACAAUGCUGGAAAAACCUCCACUAUAAGAGGCAUUUUGAAAGCACCUCCACGGGACCUGGGUCCCACCAGUGGAUGCAUACGCACAGAGCUGAGAGUGGACAACUUUCUAGUGACCUUGCUGGAUGUUGGAGGUGGCGGAGAGAGUCGUGGAGCCUGGAGGCAGCUCUGCGGAGAAGCCCAUGGGAUUAUUUUUGUGGUCGAUUCUAGUGAUGGGCAGCGGGUUCCUGAAGCCAGGGGGCUUCUUACAGAUGUGUUACAGCAGCCCAGGGUGGCGAGAAAACCCCUUUUGCUGCUGGCCAAUAAGCAAGACAAGAUGGACGCUCUCCUGCUCAGUGACCUAAUGGAGGCUCUGUCACUGGAGAAACUCGUCAACCUGAGCCGAUCGCCCUGUCACAUUGAGCCCAGCUCCGCACUGGUGGACGUGCGCAGGUGGACCGACAGAAAGACCUUGAGAGGGCUGCGCUGGCUGCUGCGAGCCGUGAGCCUGGACUACACCGACCUGUGUGCCCGCAUCACCAGGGACAGCAAGCGUCCCACGGAGCGAGAGGAGAGGGAGAGGCGGGCGACAGCUGAGAAAGGGCAGCGCAGGAGCCGAGAGGAGCAGACUCACACCAGCAAGAAAGACCUGCGAGACGCCGAGGACCUUACUGGCAAAGAGAAGAACACGGCAAAGAGAAGCACUGGUGUAAAACUGCAUCCCAUUCAGAACAUCUUGAAAGCGGAGAGAAGCCUGAAAAAGAAUAUGAAGGAAAAGCAGGUAAAGAUCAGAGAUGCUGUGAACAGCAGAAGGGCAGAGAGGAGGGGUGAGGAAGAAAAGGAGGAGGUGAAGGGGAGGGCUGACAUCGGUCAGAGGGGCGAUACAGAGGACAUAUCAAGCGGUGUCCUGCUUCCGAAAAUGCGAGGCAAGACAAAACGAAAGACGAAGAUAGUGAUGAAAGACACGUUGGUGCUUCCUGAAUCGGAAAAGAAGGAGGAGCCCAGUGCAAAGAAAGGUGAGGUCGAAAGUAAAAAGAAGAAAAAGUCAGUAAAUGUAAAGAAGAAAAACAAAAUAAAUUCGGAAGGUGUGCCUGCUGCGUAUUCACAGCCAGUAGACCUGUCUGCCACUUUUGACCUCUACAGGAAGGCUAUAUUAGCUCUGAAGGCCCGCCCGGAGCAGAAUAAAGGAGGUUCCUCCUGCUGAGCCCUCAGUGCACUGUAGCCUGUGAUCCUGCUGCAUUAAGUAACACAUAAACCCCUACCCAAUGCUCUGCAGUUACACUGCACUGUCUUCUCCUCCCUCCUGCUGAGCCCUCAGUGCACUGUAGCCUGUGAUCCUGCUGCAAUAAGUAACACAUAAACCCCUACCCAAUGCUCUGCAGUUACACUGCACUCUCUUCUCCUCCCUCCUGCUGAGCCCUCAGUGUACUGUAGCCUGUGAUCCUGCUGCAAUAAGUAACACAUAAACCCCUACCCAAUGCUCUGCAGUUACACUGCACUCUCUUCUCCUCCCUCCUGCUGAGCCCUCAGUGUACUGUAGCCUGUGAUCCUGCUGCAUUAAGUAACACAUAAACCCCUACCCCAUGCUCUGCAGUUACACUGCACUGUCUUCUCCUCCCUCCUGCUGAGCCCUCAGUGCACUGUAGCCUGUGAUCCUGCUGCAUUAAGUAACACAUACAUUCCUACCCCAUGCUCUGCAGUUACACUGCACUCUCUUCUCCUCCCUCCUGCUGAGCCCUCAGUGCACUGUAGCCUGUGAUCCUGCUACAUUAAGUAAUACAUACAUUCCUACCCCAAGCUCUGCAGUUAGAAUUAGAAUUUAGUGAUUUGUUGACACCCCACAGUGCACAACAACAAAAUGUAUUCUCUGCAUUUAACCCAUAUGUGACAAUGUGACAUAGCAGGGGGCAGCUAAUUCAGUGCUUGGGGCGGUACCUUGUUCAGGGUACCUCAGGGGUGAUUUGCUGGUCAGGGAUUUGAACUUGCAAUCUUUCAAUUACAAGUACGCUUCCCUAACCAUCAAGCCAUCACUGCCUAUAAAAUGAGAGGAGAGCGCGAACGCAGUUCCCCCACUACCAGAAAUUAUGCAGUUGAGAUUCCCACAUUUGGGGAAUUCACAGGGAUCAGAUACACUGCACUCUGUUCUCCUCCCUGUGACUAUGGAAUAUGAUAAAGUAAUAAUUCCUCCAGUGACUAUACCAAAACAUUGCAUAUAAUUUGUUUUAUUGCACUGGGGCCAAAUUCAGCCAGUAAGUGAUUUUCUUUACUUCCUUUGUAAAUGAGAUGAACUGACAGAUGUGUGAUUUUCUAUGUGUUUGAUGCACACAACUCACAACACCCCCCACUCACUAUUCCAUUCUAUUUAAAGAGGUCUUCUUAAGUUGUCUUGGUUACUUUAAAUGUCAGUGCUGUUUACAAUGUGGCAUACUUUAUAUCUCUUAAGAACUAUUCCCUCAGUGUAGAGGUUUCCAGAAGCGAGGUGUUUCAUUUGUACAUCAAAGUCAUUCAGUCUUUGUUGUUGUCUAUUGGACAGAGGAAGAACAUUAGCAUCAAAGCAAAGAACAUUCCUGUAUGCAGAAUGUGAUCUCUUUACAACCAGAUACGUUUCAUGUUACAGUACCAGUCAAAUGUUUGGAAAAACCUGCUUUUUAAUGAAUCUGUUUCUAGUCUAGUUAUGUUACUCAUCUCAAUGCAAUGAAGUAAUACAAAUCAAAUAUUACAACCAAGCGAAAUGUUCAACAACUCAAAAUUUUAACAGUUUCCUUUAGCUUUUAAGAUAGCAUUGCAAUCUCUGACAUUCUCUCAACCAGCUUCCAGAUGUGGCCACCUGGAAUGCUUCUCCAAUGGUCCUCAAGGAGUUUCCACAAGUUCUGGGCACAAAUUGGCUACCUUACUCAUACUCUGCCUCUCCCACACCAUUACACUGCCUCACUGUCCCACAACAUUACACUGCCUCACUGUCCCACACCGUUACACUGCCUCACUGUCCCACACCAUUACACUACCUCAGUGUUACACCAUUACACUGCCUAACUGUCCCCCAUCAUUGCACUGCUUCACUGUCCACACCAUUACACAGCCUCACUAUCCCACACCAUUAUACUACCUAACUGUCCCACAUCAUUGCACUGCUUCACUGUCCCACAGCAUCACACUGCCUCACUGUCCCACACCAUUACACUGCCUCACAGUUCCACAACAUUACACUGCCUCACUGUCCCACAUCAUUGCACUGCUUCACUGUCCAACACCAUUACACUGCCUCACUGUCCCACACCAUUACGCUGCCUCACUGUCCCACACCAUUACACUGCCACACUGUCCCACAACAUUACACUGCCUUACUGUCCCACACCGUUACACUCCCUCACAGUGGGGCCAAAGAUGCUGGCAUCCUCAGUUCACCUUUACUGCAUCUAACAAAAACAUAACGAUUGGAGCCAAAAAUUUUCAAAGCAGUUUCCAUUGUUCUAAUAUCCAUGUGUUCUUUUGUGCAGCCCAAUCUUUUCUUCUUAUCUACAUCUUUCAGAAGUAGUUUGUUUACAGCAAUUCUGCCAUAAUGGUGUAGAGCAGUGAGGAUAAAGACCAGAUUCAUGUAAUCUCCUCAGUUAGCAUAGUUUUGAUAGUUUGAUGGUUUUGCUCACUGCAGCUGAAGACACUGCCAGGAAUUCUUACUAAUUCAUUGACCAUCAUUUCUUAAAAUAAUUAUGGAUGGAUAUUUUUCUUUGUUAAUAUCUUCUUGUCAUAUUAUUGAUUAUUACAACAAGAAAGCUGUUUUACAAAUAGUGCCCUUGGUAUCCACUGUACCUAAUCACAACAUAAAUGAUUAUUUCCAGUGUUUAGACUAUGAAAGAGGGUAUUCAGUAUAAUAUACAGUAAUUGUGGCACCUGUAAUUAUUUGUCAAUCCAAUAUAUAUAUAUAUAUAU